AUGGUAGAAAACGUCGCUUGGAGGCCUCUGCCUCUGCCUCCAUCGCCUAGCCUGCCUGUGCUCCUGGUCUCGGCUGUCAUGGCCCCCGCUGCGUACACCGUCCGCAUCACCGACAUGGCCAACGUGUGGACGGAGACGUUGGAGCGCAGAGCCAUCUGCAUGCGCGGAUGGAACGAGGGUACCUCCAUCGAUCCGAGCGACACCCCCGAGAACAUGGCCAAGUUCCUCGCCCUCGUCCGUACUGCUCUGGACUCGUCCCGACCGGGACACGAGGGCUCCACCCUCCGCCUCUCGCCCGCCACCGCAGCCGAUGCUGGCCAGGACGGCCUCACCCUCCGCCUGACUUGUAUCUUGCCCGGCCUCCAACCCCUCAAGUGGCCACUCCAUUUGAGAAAGUCGCCUCCCUCCAGCCUCGCCACCGAUCUUGUGCUGCCACUCAUCCAGGCGCACUACGUCAGGAAAAUGGAAGUGAUCUCCCUCAUCCAAGCUCUCGCCGACAAGGAUGCCGUCCUCACAAAGUUUUCCGAUAAGCUGGAGGCCCUCGGCACGGGCUUGGAGCAUAUUUUCACCCACCUUUCCGGGAAAAGGAAGGUUACCAGGCCUGCCGCCGAAGAAAAGGUAAAGGGUCUGAAGGCCUUUGACGAGGGCGAAUGGAAGUCCCGGCUCGACUCCGAAAUGGACCGCUCCCUCGAUGCUGGCAGUUUACUGCGAAACGUCUUCGGCGAGUCGGGCCUUCAGGCCGAGACCUUGCUGGAGAUCGACCAGUCCCCCGCCCUGGACAGUUGGUGGCAUGACGCUGGAUCCCUGCUGCCCGGCUGGGGCCGAACGUGGGAAGCACCGGCGGCAGCGCAGAUGACGUCGAAGCCUCCCACACAGGCAGCCGUUGCCGACGACGACGACUUCCAGGUCCAAGCCACACCGCCCCGUUUCAGAUCAGGGAAUGAGAAGCCCACCGGUUCUGAAGCUAGAUCUGACGACGACGCAUCGACCGAGGGAGAGGACGACGAGCACGUCAUACCGGACAGUAACCCGCCCAACGCUCAAACCAACAACAACGGGCACGCCUCACGCCAUGGGGCGAUCAGUGCGAGGACCGCGUCGGCGGCACCUCGGUCUCCAAGACGAGAAGAAAACAUCACGAGCAAGAGAUCGGUCGAUGAUUCAGAAACUGCCUCGGAAGCUUCUAGCGAUGGUGAUGCCGCGGCCUCGAUGCGAACCGCUUUGCCUGCCCCUCUCAACCCUGCCCCGGCCGACGGUGCCAAGCGUCGUGGCCUGGGCGUGAUUGGGGGUCAAGGUCGAAAUGUUGACCCGUCAGACCUGGCCAAGUCCCCCGAAGCGAACUCUGCGGGAGUGGAUGAUGCCCCUCCACGUGCUAGCAAACCCGGGCGCAUCGGCCAGAUCGGUGGCGGUCCAAUGCGAAUGCGAGAUGACAACGACCGUGGCAGAGCAUUAAGUCGCACCAAGGAGCCCGACAUGAUUCGAGAAACGUCCAGAGAGCGAGCCGAUCGCAGGCGUGAGGAGCUCAAGAGAGAAUUGGAGAAAAAGGCCCUGCCGGCCAAGAAGAAGAGGCGAUUCUAG
Molecule: messenger RNA, 1578 nt
Organism: Drechmeria coniospora
Lineage: Eukaryota; Fungi; Ascomycota; Sordariomycetes; Hypocreales; Ophiocordycipitaceae
Exons: 1
Coding region: 1-1578 (525 amino acids)
Biological process (GO): double-strand break repair via nonhomologous end joining
Cellular component (GO): nucleus; DNA ligase IV complex
Molecular function (GO): DNA end binding
Source: RefSeq, a predicted model, not a curated record